Messenger RNA from Mirounga angustirostris (Northern elephant seal), 2949 nucleotides. It is a transcript of the gene BRME1, whose product is annotated as break repair meiotic recombinase recruitment factor 1. The transcript is spliced from 11 exons. Gene Ontology annotation, biological process: double-strand break repair involved in meiotic recombination. The coding region runs from base 137 to 2257 and encodes 706 amino acids. The record is from RefSeq and is a predicted model, not a curated record. Lineage: Eukaryota; Metazoa; Chordata; Mammalia; Carnivora; Phocidae.
UGCGCGCGACGGUGCGGCGGGUUGCGCGGGAAAGAGGCGGAGCGCGCGCGCAGAUCCAGGCAGACCUACUCAGUUCCUGAUAAGGACACAGGGACCUUGGCAACUUCAGUGGCCCAGAUUUUUCAAGAGGGAUAAAAUGAGUAAGAGGAAAAAGCUUCGGACUUCAGGAGGAGGAGUCCGUCCUCUGAAGGCCCCAAAGAACCCAAGGCUAGGAGACUCUGACGGCCCCCCCCAGAAUUCUGAGCGGGGCUCUUUGUGUCUCCCUGAAGAGUCAGAAGGCAGAUUAGAACCCAUUCCCUCUGCAGAGCAGAGGACAGAAGAACCAGUACAGACAGCCUCCAGCUCCCAUGAUGAGGAAGCAGGAGAUCCCUCCAGGCGCCUCGGGCAACCAGAAGAGGAGCCAGUUCCUGCUCUUCUUUCCCAGAACUCAGCCAGGAGGUUUGUCCCCCAGUUUGCAAAACCCAGGAAGACAGUGACAAGACAAGCAGAGCUGCGGGAAGAGGACCUUGGGGGUGGAACCCCUAAAAUCAGUCAGGAAACACCACCAGAGCCCAGUGCCCAGCAGGCCAGAAGCCAGCUGUGGGAGGAGUCCCUAGGGCUUGCUUCCUGGGAGGCCAGGGAGCUGGGUGCCCAGACCCAGGUAGACAACACCCACCCUGAGCACAGAGACCAAAACCCCAUGACACCUGUGCCUGGCAAUGGGAAUCCUCAGCCCUCAGCCUCCAUCGAUGCCUCUCCAGAAUGGGGGACAGUGCCCUUGGCCUCCGAGAGGGCCAGCCAGGACCACCUUUCGGAGCAAGGAGCCAAGACAACAGAUGGUGAAAGCAAGGAAGGGUGUUGGGUUCUAGGCUAUCAUGGCCAGAAAGGGCUCCUGCUGAGCAGUGAUGCUGAAGAGGAGUCAGACCAAGGAGCACUUCAGGAAACAGGUGCCAAAGGGGGAGCAGGGGCUGACCUGCCUGAAAGGCAUCAGGAGGAAGGAGACGGCGUCCUAGGUCCCAUCACUCAGGAUCCAGAGCCCAGAUCUGCAGCCCAGGGCCUCUCUGACCCCAUGCAGAUACCCAGCAAGACUGGCAGGGAAGCAGAACAGAGUUGUAGCAGCCCAAGACACUCCUCCCUUGAGACCAUUGUCAUCACAGAUGUGAGCACAGACCCCACCGAGCCAGAACAGAGGGCUCCAGAGGUGGCCAGGCCAGAUGAACAGGCCAGUACCAGAGCACCUACCUGUCCCAGGGGGAAGGCCCCUGAUGGAGGCUGCAGUGGGAGCCUGCUCAGCUACGUACCUCUCGCUGGGGAGACAGGACAUAGAGGGGAGGCAGGGUGGGAAGACAAGCGCCCUGGCAACACCCUGGGGGGCCCUGCAGUCUCCUUGGCUCUGGAUCACGGGAUAAGAGAGCCCACAAUAGGUGCUGGAGAUUCCAGUCUUCUAGCCUCGGAAAUGGGCCCAGGUGUUGAUCAGACAGAGGGGCUCGGAGGUGUGUGUGCACUGCCUUUGCUGUUGCAGCCCACACGUAAAAAAGCCACUGAGUUAGGUCGCCAGAGCCCUGAACAAGACCUUGAGGGGUUCAGUCUGUCUCUUGGAGCCCUUGCUCCACCAGUGCACAGAGAAGCUGUGGGUGGCCCUUCCCAGGAGACCAGGGCCUGCCAGGACAGCAUAGAUGCCCCCGCAGACCCCACAGGCUGGUCUGAGCCCCCUCCUGGCUCUGCAGACCAGGCUGUGCUGGGGGAGUCCCCGGCCAUGGAACCUGACUUCCUGCCAGACAGCCAGAUACGGGAUGCCCUGGAAGCCCCUGACUUUGAAGCCUCACCUGUGCAGAUACUGCAGGACAAGCAGGAGACAGUGCCACGCCUCAGCUGUCAGGGACAGAGCCAUCGGCCAACACAGAUCAGCCUUUCAGAAAGCACAGACUCAGCAGGGGACACCAGGUUGUUUCCUGCGGGGACCAGGCUGGACUCUUGUUGGCCUGGCACAAGCCCACAUGCUGAUGGAGGCCUUCUCACGGAGCUCCAGCUGAGGACCUGUGUAGGGAUCAAGGCCUGUGAAGCCGCCAGGAUGGAGGAUGCAACAGACACCGUGCACGGUCUUGUUGUUGAGCUCUCCAACCUGAACCGGCUGAUCAUGAGCGCCCACCGGGACCUGGAGGCCUUCAAGCGCCUCAGCUACCGGAAGGCGAGGCUGGCAGGGAAAGCCCCGGCACCCUACACAUCAAAGGGGGCUGGGAAUCUCCCUCCAGGGCAGCAAUCCUGGAGGGAUUUGUAGAUUACUUCCAGACCACCUCAGGAGCACCUUGUGUGCGUGCACAUGCACAAACUCACAGCGCCUGUGCGUGUUUGCUCUGCGCUGGCCCCCAGAGGUGCUGCCGCCAGACAGCUGGGAACAUUCCCUCAGCAGACCCCGGAAAGCCUGCAGGGCCCUGUGUGCCCCCUGGUUUAUCCUGUAAGAUGCUCCAGCAGGUCCUAGUGGGCCCCAGAAGCCUCCCCUCAGAUGACCCGGAAGUCAGCUUCCCAUGGGAAACGAGAGGCCAGGCCCAUGUCAGCUGCCUCCCUUGGGAGUCGGUAAGGGAUGGAACUUGCUCUCCCCCCGCACCCCGGGUUACAGCAGAGGCCACAGGCAGUCAGCAGGAGGCUGGUCGUGCCCCCCACCCUCCGGAAGCCAGCUGCUUCUGAGCAGAGCCCAGAGCCACCCAGAUGUUUAUCUGGAUCUGCAAAUUUCGUUCUUUAGCUCAGGUUAUGGGAGGUUCAGAAUUUGUUUCUUUCCUGGUGGAGAAAAGGGCUCCCUUUGUUGGUGGUACCUUUGUUUUUCUCCGGAUUUCCAUUUUAUUUCUUCUGGUUAGACCAUUAAUAAAUGUUUCCCUAGUGUGGAUCUGUGACCUGCUAUUUGGGGUUUGAGGUAUUUUCAGUUCCUUAAUGUUCCGCCCACCAACCUCCCUAACCACCUUUCUCCUUUUAUUU